Messenger RNA from Candidula unifasciata, 1896 nucleotides. The record is from the annotation of a GenBank genome assembly. NCBI's taxonomy places the organism in Eukaryota, Metazoa, Mollusca, Gastropoda, Stylommatophora, Geomitridae.
AUGGAAGCCGGAUCAUCUACUGCCGGUUUUACCUGGCCCGACUACUUGGUGUUCGGUAUCAUGCUUGUCGUGUCAUCCAUCAUCGGCUUGUACUUUGGCUUCAAGACCAAGAGACAGCACGCUGGCGCCGACGAGAUGUUGACAGGUAACAGAAAUCUGCCGGUUCUACCAGUGGCCCUGUCCCUUAGCGCCAGUUUCACGUCUGCCACGACAAUCCUUGGGAUCCCUGCUGAAGUGUACGCUCGAGGCGGCGAGCAAUGGCUGUGGUGUUUCGGUCUCUUUUUCUGUUUCAUCAUAGUCGGUUCAUUUAUCGUGCCCUUUUUCCAUGAGCUCCAUCUCACCAAUGCCUACGAGUACCUGGAGCUGCGCUUUAACAAAACCAUCCGCUACCUGGGAUCCAUGACGUUUGCUGUGGUUAUUCUACUCUACAUGGCCGCGGUCCUGUAUGCACCGGCUGUUGCUUUAAGCCAAGUAACGGGUUUUUCAAAAGAGAUUUCAAUUUUAGCAAUGGGGGCCGUGUGCACUUUCUACACGUCUAUAGGUGGGAUCCGCGCGGUUGUGUGGACUGAUGUCUUCCAGCUGGUAGUCGUGUGGGUGGGUCUGCUGGUACUGAUGUUUAAAGGAGCUAACGAUGCCGGAGGAUGGGCACAAGUUUGGCAGAUCUCUCGUGACGGAUCUCGGCUGCCAAAGUUUAACAUGGACCCAAAUCCUUUCAUACGACAUACAUUUUGGACGUUUCUGAUUGGUGGAUGUACUAAUAUGAUGACAGUUUAUGGAGCCAAUCAAACCAACCUUCAGAGAUAUGCCUGCGUGCCCACACUUAAGGGUGCCCGGAUAGCUCUUCUUCUGAACCUGCCGCUUUGGCUGCUCUACAUCAGUGUGCUGUCUCUGUUGGGGCUCGUCAUGUACGCCUAUUAUGAAACUUGCGAUCCUUUGAUGGCUGGGAGUGUGGCCAAACCAGAUCAGUUGAUUCCCUUCUUUGUUCUGGAAACUAUGGGCGGCUUUCCGGGCCUUCCUGGGCUUUUUGUUGCGGCCAUCUCAAGCGCUUCCAUCAGCACAAUCUCCUCGGGGAUCAACUCGCUGACGGCUGUUACUCUGGAGGAUGUCUUCAAGCCUUGUUUCCGGGUCACGAAGCACCAUGAGCCUUCUCCGACAGCAUCAACAAUUGCUACUGUAGUACUGGCAAUAUUUUUUGGCUCUCUGACAAUCGGUGUGGCCUAUCUGGCAAGUCUGUUAGGGAGAACUGCAGUUAUGAUUUCCUUCAGUACGUUCGGGAUCGUUGGCGGUCCCCUGUUGGGUUUGUUGAUGGGUGGGAUGUUCGUUCCCUUUAUGAACAGUUGGGGUGCUGGUAUAGGAAUGAUUGUAAGCUUGGCAGUGUGCUUCUAUGUGGGGAUCGACCCCAUUUUCAACCCUCCCCCUAACACAGACUUGCCUCUGCGGAGCGACGGGUGUCCAGUUACAAACAACACCGCCUACCCAACAUUUUCUUCUAUACUGGGAGAAAGCUCAACAUAUUCCUACACGAAUGCCACACUACCAGAGGAGACGGCCAACGAACACCUGUACUUGUCGUACCUGCAUUACUCAACCCUGGCACUGCUGGUCUCCACCUGUGUGGGAGUGAUCGUCUCGGUCGUCACAGGUUGUAAUAAAGGAAGACAAGUGGACGAGAGGACAUACUACAAAUAUUCCUGGUGUUCCAGUGCAGGCAAGACAAAAUCGAAGUACCAAGUUACGCAAAACGGCUUCCAUGACAACCAUAAGCGUGGCGGAAGUGACAGUCGCCAUGAUGUCAAGGGCGGUUACCAUUUGUAUUCAAAAAAUGGCGGGACCAAACCGGAUCUUUCUGGCGACAUCUACUCUAGUGACAAGUACUUCGAUCAGACACUGGUGUGA